Messenger RNA from Sinocyclocheilus rhinocerous, 4234 nucleotides. It is a transcript of the gene rarab, whose product is annotated as retinoic acid receptor, alpha b. The record is from RefSeq and is a predicted model, not a curated record. Gene Ontology annotation, biological process: cellular response to corticotropin-releasing hormone stimulus; retinoic acid receptor signaling pathway; regulation of transcription by RNA polymerase II. Gene Ontology annotation, cellular component: transcription regulator complex; nucleus. Bases 1190 to 2551 code for a protein of 453 amino acids. Lineage: Eukaryota; Metazoa; Chordata; Actinopteri; Cypriniformes; Cyprinidae. The transcript has 11 exons. Gene Ontology annotation, molecular function: nuclear glucocorticoid receptor binding; zinc ion binding; RNA polymerase II cis-regulatory region sequence-specific DNA binding.
AGUGUGAGGAACCUCAAAUGGUUCCUCAAGUCUCUCUUCAUUUUUACAGCGUAAUUCUGCAAGAGCUUCCAGAUGAUGUUUACAAAUGUUUUUCUAGGCAGCAGUGACCUGAAACAUAGACUUGCCCUAAUGCUAAAGCACUAAACUUCCUGCAUAACGCGCUGUGGUUACAUAAAGGCAGGCACCAGCUGAGCUUACGUUCAGUGGUAUCGUGCCCUGAAGUGACACCGUGCUCAAGGGGAGAAUGGGAGGAGACGGUGGCGUAGGCUGUCCGGUGUUCGGUUUCACCAGCUCACACGUGACCUCAAUGGCUGCUUGUCUGUUCUGUGCAGUGCAUCAUUCCUCUACCGCCCAGCGAAUGUAGGCUACAGCAGUUUGCUCGCUUCGCUGAACUAUCGGUGCGGCCACUUACCACCCGCCGAAGCGAAAUUCGUCUACACGUUCAGCCGAACAGCUCACCGGCUGAGAAGAACCACAUUUGGGAGAGAAAUUAAAGCGUCUCGGGGUUCAACGUCCACCAACCAACACAGCGGUAGGAGGAGUCAACAGUGGAAGUGAAUGGGGACUGAGACUGUCAUGCUGCUGUCUAAUAUCUCUUAUAUUCUUCGGAAGAAAAAAGUCAACAUGAGGAGUGUUUCUCUCUGGUGUGGUGUCUGAAGAGAUUUAAGAUGGAGAAAUCCAGCAGCAGGUCACUGUGUUGGACUGCCUCGUUUGGACAGGUUUGACCCGAGAGCAGUUUGUCACCCCCGGAGCACUGCUUCUCAUUUCCUCUUGUGUCAUAUCGCCCUAGUCCGUCCUGCUGAAACCGGGUGGAUUUGAGUGAGAUCAGGCUCUUGUGAAGAGUAACAACCCUGUCAAACAGUGCUGGAAUUUACUCAACACACUUUUAUUCCAAGAGAACUUUGGGAUUGUAUCCAGAAAGUUACAUAACACCAAAACAAAGAGCGCUACACCUGUGAGCCGUACACUUUGAUCGAAUGGCGUCAUAACCACUCACACGCACCCUGGAUCACCAGUCAUUAACCUGUUUCUGUCUUACAGCCACAAUAGCAAGCACUCGCACAGACAAUCGCAGACAAAUCUCUCCUAGCUGGAUUACCAAAAGUAGCUCAUGAUGGGAAAGUAGACAUCCGGCAACACGGAUAACCUGCACAGAGGUCUGGGACUCAGUGUUGUAUCUGAGCGUGCCAUGUCUGGAAACGGCAACCCCUGCCCCAGCCCCGGAGGUCUGGGCACCCAUUUAGGGGGCUUCCCUAUGACGCACUACCCUUACUUCUUUCCUCAUAUGCUAGGAGGGCUCUCCCCUCCAGCGCUUUCAGGACUUCCUGUCAGUGGAUACAGCACUCCAUCUCCUGCAACUGUGGAGACCCAGAGCACAAGCUCAGAGGAGCUCGUACCCAGCCCACCUUCUCCACCACCACCACCACGGAUCUACAAGCCCUGUUUCGUCUGCCAGGACAAGUCCUCGGGCUACCACUAUGGAGUUAGCGCAUGUGAAGGGUGCAAGGGCUUUUUCCGGAGGAGCAUUCAGAAGAACAUGCUGUACACCUGUCACAGAGAGAAGAGCUGUAUCAUCAACAAGGUCACCCGAAACCGCUGCCAGUACUGCCGACUGCAGAAGUGCCUGGAAGUAGGCAUGUCUAAAGAAUCUGUUCGGAACGACCGGAACAAGAGGAAGAAGGAAGAGAAGAAGCAGGAGUGUUCGGAGAGUUACGUCUUAAGUCCUGAUACGGAGCAGAUGAUCGAGCGGGUUAGGAAGGCCCAUCAGGAAACCUUCCCCUCCCUGUGCCAGCUGGGCAAAUACACCACGAACAACAGUGCAGACCACAGGGUUUCUCUGGACGUUAACCUGUGGGACAAGUUCAGUGAACUCUCCACCAAAUGCAUUAUUAAAACGGUGGAGUUCGCCAAGCAGCUGCCGGGCUUCACCACGCUCACUAUCGCAGAUCAGAUCACCCUGUUAAAGGCCGCCUGUCUCGACAUCCUGAUUCUGCGAAUAUGUACACGUUACACACCGGAUCAGGACACCAUGACGUUUUCAGAUGGUCUGACACUGAACCGCACACAGAUGCACAAUGCCGGCUUCGGUCCACUGACAGAUCUGGUUUUCGCUUUCGCCAACCAGCUCCUGCCUCUGGAGAUGGAUGAUGCAGAGACGGGGCUUCUCAGCGCCAUCUGUCUGCUGUGUGGAGAUCGGCAGGAUCUGGAGCAGUCGGAUAAGGUGGAUGUGCUUCAGGAGCCGCUGCUGGAGGCCCUAAAGAUCUACGUGAGAAAGAGGAGGCCUCAUAAACCACAUAUGUUCCCCAAGAUGCUAAUGAAGAUCACAGACCUGAGGAGCAUCAGCGCUAAAGGAGCCGAGCGAGUUAUAACUCUGAAAAUGGAGAUUCCCGGCUCCAUGCCUCCACUCAUUCAGGAGAUGCUGGAGAAUUCGGAGGGUCUGGAGGGUGGCGGUGGGGCGAGAGGAGGAGGAAAAGGAGCACCACCAGGAAGCUGCAGCCCCAGUUUGUCUCCCAGCUCAGCACACAGCAGCCCCUCAGCUCACUCCCCCUGAGUCUCACCUCCAGACAGGGCUCCGUACAGAACGAAACUGGUUCGAAACCAGAAAUAAGCCACAGCCGACCAGUGCCAGAAACCAGAAUUCUGGUAGACUUUGAUCUGGGCUGACCGGACCCGAAUCGAACAGUAAAUCUGGCCGGCUUUCAUUAGCUGAAGACCAAUUGAGUUACACACAGGCCGAGUCUGCUCAAAACUCACGCUGUCAUUAAAACCACCAGUGAUUCAGUGACUACCAGAGCCCUGCAGCUUUUCACGUGGCGGUAGUUUGUGAAGACGGCAGAACAGAUGCCCUGUGUGUGCAGAAGCGGCUCUUCACUGUGUCUUCCCAGCUCUGCUCCCAUCACACAAACUGUGAAGGCCCAGGGAAGAUCUCUUCCUCAUCUGAAGGAUGCAUACUCUUGGGUCUGUGAUUGUUAUUUUAUAAAUGUCAAUCCCUUAAAGCAAGCUAAAGGAUGUUAGGACGUCAAAUGUCCACAAGUCAGGGACAUUUUGAACUUUCCAGCUGUUCUGGUUCCGUUUCUUUGUUUUCUUACAAAAAAGAUAUAUGAAUAUAUGAAAUCUAUAUUGACAGAAAUAUGAGAUUUGAAUCUUGUGUCUUAGGUGGAAUGCAGAACAAUACUUAACUUUUCUCUCAAGAGUUAACAGUGGGUCAACCUUAACCGUGUUUAUGUUCACUCCAAGACAGUCCUGUUCACGUCAUGCACAAGGGCACGUCACACUAGCACUGAAAACGAUGCGUGUACUUCAAGAUGUGAAGUACGAUGGGGUUAACACGCAGUUUUGUCCAGUGAGGAAAUGAUUUGGAGACGUAUUCACAAUGAUCAACUUGGCAGUUUUGGCAAAGAAAUGAAGGAUCUCAUGUAAACAAGCAGCAUUUAUGAUGUGUAUGAGAUCUCAAGAUUUUAAGGAGCGGUAAAUGCCUUUGUGUAGCUUUUUAAUAUUGUUUCUUAAUUUACUUUUAAUUUUGUAAUUUGUUAACUGUCGAAAGAUACAGAGACACCCCCAACCCCCUCCCCACACACACAGACACACACACACACACACACACACACAGUAUUAGCAGAUUAUUAAAUAAAAGAUGAUAUUUCCAAACAUAAUCACUCGCAGAGAAUACAAGAUGUAUUUUUAGCUAAAUGCCCACAAGAAAUUCAUAUCAUUUCAGAAGUAUUGAGAAUGUUGUAAUUGAGUAUUUACAGAACCUCAUGCCUUUUUUGCCUGCACCUCAGUCUUGAAGCCCUGUUAGUGGUAGAUUUGUUUCUAAUCAUCCGUCAUGCUUUAGCUGUCACAUGUGCUGAGAUGUUUCCACCGCCGCGUCCUUCUCCUCUGUACCUUACAACAUCACUGCCUCUGCUCUCCUGCAACAAUCAUUGAACAAUUGUCAACAACAACACUGCCUCUGUGCGACAAUCACUUUAAGUAAAGCUCACAAACAACUUUGCCUCUGUAACCCACACUGAUCCCUGCCAGACAUCUGGAUUCAUGAGACCGCUAGCCUAGUUUUUUUUUUUUUAGGUCUAAAAACAUCAAACAAGUACUGAAUUCACAAUUAUGGUUGUCUAUAAAUGCUUUAUUAAAGUAAGAAUGUUGCGUUCUUUAGUCUUAUCUGAAUUACCAGAGACAUUUGUCAUCAUUUACUCAUCCUCAUUUAAUUCCAAAUCAGUACGAGCUUUUUUUUUUG